ACAGGUCUGUACUGUAAAUACAGUGUCAUGAGAGACUGUAUAGCUACAGGUCUGUACUGUAAAUACAGUGUCAUGGGAGACUGUAUAGCUACAGGUCUGUACUGUAAAUACAGUAUCAUGGGAGACUGUAUAGCUACAGGUCUGUACUGUAAAUACAGUAUCAUGGGAGACUGUAUAGCUACAGGUCUGUACUGUAAAUACAGUAUUAUGGGAGACUGUACAGGUCUGUACUACAUAUACCUGUGUCACUUCAUUCUGGCUAUAUAUAUUAUCAGACAUAUCAUCUACAGUUGUUUUUUGCAAGUACCUCUUCGAUGCAAUUCAAUUUGUAACGCCUUUAUAAAAUCAAUCCACCAAGUCUAAACAUUUACAACAAAAGAAGAACUUUUAUUUUCAUAACCUUUUCAAAAUCUUAGAAUAAUCUAGAAUUGAGGGGAAACUACCCUUUUUGGACCAUAGGGGAAAAUCAGUUCUAAAAUGGGGAAAUUUUUAACAUCACAAAGUUCCGGUUUUUUGCUUUAAAAACUCAUUUUCCAAGUAAAAACAGCAAAUGGUUAAUUUGGAAAGCAAAUCUGGAGUAUUUGGGAAUAUCAGUGAAUUUAACAGAAUUCUGAGGGGAAAUGGAACAAAAUCCUGAGGGGAAACUACCCAUAAACGGUAGUAAAAAAUCCCUAGCUUGAUCCCUGCAAUGCAUUUAAUCUGUGUAAUCAAUAUUCAAUUUGUGGUAAUAAAUGUCGUGUUUUUUUUUUUUCAUGCACAUCAAUUCCUUCCUGAUAACCAAAACAGCGUUGAUAAGCCUUGCAUUUGCAGCAGCAGUUGGUAUUACAUUUUUGGUGUUAGGAUGUGCUCUUCCACAGUUCAACAACUGGUGGCCUUUGUUUGUGCUCUUUUUCUAUAUUUUGGCUCCUCUGCCAAUCACCCUUUCCAAGAGAUGUAUGAAUUCGUUUGACACGACCAGUAGUGCCUGCUUAGAAAUGGCCAUCUUCGUCACCACAGGGAUAGUUGUGUCCUCAAUGGGUUUACCAGUGGUAUUCGCUCAUGUCAGUGUGAUCCAGUGGGGAGCAUGUGCUUUGGUGUUGGCAGCUAACACUGUAGUGUUUUUGACAAUUCUUGGCUAUUUCUAUGUAUUCGACAGUGACGACCUAGACUAUUCAAUGUGGUAAACAUCGGAAUGUGUAUAGAAAGUCACCCAGCGUUAUAUUCAGCAGUCAACAUUCAACAUAUACCUGGACAUUGUUGAGUUUUUCCAAGCCACUAUCUCUACAGACCAUGAUGAGGUCAGUUGGGGUUGCCAGAAGAAAACAGUCAAUUGAGAAUCUCUUGGAUAUUGGCAAUAUUAAUUAAAAACCUGUAUUUCUAUCUGUAAAAUAAAAACCACAGGUUUGUAUAACCGGAAUACAUUAAUGUAUGCAGCCAAACUAUUUUAUAAGUCAAAUAUUUACAUUGUCGGAUACCCACGUUUGAUUGCACUACACUACACUUAUCAAGUGCAAUCAAUCGUGGGUUUACCACAAUGGAUAUUUAAUGUCUCUACAGUUUCUUAAACAUGAUUUAAAUUUUUCUGUAGUAUUAUAUUUAAUUAUGUUAUUUAAUCUAUAAUUUGUAAAUGAUAAUUUGGAUUAAAAUUUGAUUAACUCUACAGUAUGUAAUACUGCAUAACAAUAUAUUUACUAUGUAUGUACAGGCAUGUAGUAGAUACAUUAACUAUGUUGUACAGGUAUAUUUACAGGAGUGUAAAGUGCUUAUAUAUUUACUGUACAUAAACACAAUUACUGUAUAGUAUAAAAUAUGAAAUUUAUUGCAUGUACAUAGUAGUAAGUUAAGUAAAUUGUAUUUACUACAUAACUGUAUAGAGUUUAGCUGUGUACAUGUAUUUAUUUUAUAGACUUUAUAUUUACUGUAAAGUCCUUAUUUUUACUCUAUGACACUUAAAUAUACAGCAGUUUUAUUUUUGCUAAACAUACAGCAUUACAAAUACACUCGAAAUUGAAACUGCACAAAUCGAUUGCUUUUCCAAGUCAAUUUAUUGUGUCACCUCCAAUGGAUGUAGAAAAGGCGGCACAUAGGUGUUGCUUUUCCGACAGCAGCAGCGUCAACAAUGUUAAGGUUUUGUGUUUAGCUCUGUUUCUGCCAAAGCUAGACCUACAAAACCUCAGUUGUAGCAUGGGCAGCAGAACCUGCUACACUGAAAAAUUUCAUGGAUUUCUGCAUUUUUGCAGUAAAAAUCUCAAAUUUCUGGACUGGGGGGGGGGGGACCAAUGUUAUGUUUUACGUUUGGCUCCGGUAUAUUAGGCUGUUUCUGACAAACUCUAAAAGCAAGAGCAACCAAACUUGGGUUAAAGGUAUAUCAUGGUAUGUAUAGUUGAACACAUUACACUCUUUACUAAUAUGUUUACGAUUUUUGUAUUUUUUGGGUAAAACCUCAAAUUUCUGGACUUAAAAGAAAAGCAAUAAAUUGUAUUAGUCUUCAAAUAUAUCCUUGAGUCCCCAUGUAACAUGCUUAGUAUACUGAAAAAGUGGGACAGACGACACAUUUAUUUUCACGUAUUUCUUGUUGAGGAUAUACCAGGUAUGAUAGAAAACAGUUUUGCAUUAAAAAAAACCCCACAUAUUUGUUCCUUAAGAUAAAACCAUGUAUACCAUAGUGACUUGGCACUGAUUUCCAACCCUCCAGUAUUACUAUACCGUAAUACAUAUAUGAAUAGUCGGUUGGAAAUUUGUGACAAACCCCUGAUAGUUCAUCAGUAGAGUGCUAUUUUGUGAAAUUGACUAGGGAGGGCAUUGUACAGUUAGUUUGUCUAAGUGUAACAUUUACAUUAGUCAAGUGAUUUGUCAGUAACUGUGUUGAUGUGCUGUAGUAUUUAGAGCAUUACUGGUUCUGUGCUUAACUUAUGACAGGAUGGGAUAUAUUUUGAUAAACAUACUGGAAUUGUAUAGUGCUAAUUUCUACAUGUACUAAUUCUAGUACCUGUAUGAUUUUGUUAUGUUUGCAUACAUUACAUAACUACACUGUACAUUUACCGUUUAAUUUAGCUCAAACUACUGGUACUGGUAUGGCUGCACUAUCAUAUUUAGCACACUUUAAUGAUAUGGUAUUAGAUUACCGGUAUGAUAUUACGCACAUACUGGACAGUGGUACGUUGUUGAAUUAUGAUACAGUGUAUUUAGGACACCAUACUAUUAUGACAUUGAAUACAUUGAAUUUAUCUGAUAAUUAAGAACACAUUAUUGGUAUGAUUGUAACCUUGGUAAAUACUAGCCACAAUAUACUCCUCAUAGCUCGAUUUGUUGAUCGUAAGUCAGUCGGGGUAUUGAAAUAAAUUUUGAUAAUGACCUCUGUCACAUUGACACCCAUGUAAGGACACAGAAUUUAUACUUUACUUUCACAAGAUCGCUGUAACCCCUGGAAAGUCAGGACAGGUUCUUUCUUGGAGGGUGUGUUUUAAACCCUGGUAAAUACUGGUCACAAUAUACCUUUUCACUGGAGAAGUCUUAUCUUAAGCUCAAUCGGUUAAGGAUAAGACUUGUAAGUCAGAGGUCCUGGGUUCAAUACCCUCCUGGGUUCAAUACCCAACAGAGACAAAAUAAAUAUCAUUAAUAAGGACCUCUGUCAUGAUGUUGAGCAAACAAUUUUAGCACACAUUACCGAUGUGUUGUUGAAGUAUCAUAUUUUAGCACACAUUACCGAUGUGUUGUUGAAGUAUCAUAUUUUAGCACACAUUACCGAUAUGGAUGUGCUGUCAUAUUUUGCUGUAAUAGAUUGCACUUCAUUUUGUAAAGUAUUUAGAAUGUCAUGUCCAGUUAUGAUAGUGCUGUCAUACCGGGUUUUCAGUAUACAUUAAAUAUUAAUUGUAUAAGUGUGUUAUAUGUAUUAUAUUUAUCAUUUAUGCACAAAUAACUUGUUUAUUACUAAGAUCUGUUAGUCUGGUAGCACAUCCUUAAUCCUAAGAUCUGUUAGUCUGGUAGCACCACCUUAAUCCUUGUAGUGUUUGAUUGACAUAUAUGAGGUUCUUUAUGAGAGUUUAAUGGAAUGUUACAAUGUCCAGACAUAACACAUUAGUAUAAAGAAGAUUGCAAAUAACACCAGAUGCUAAAACUCAACUGUAAGUCGAGGGAAAAAAGGAAGUGAAUUCAACAGUAAGUUUUUAUAAUCAAAAUGUUUGUACAUAUAUAUGUAAAAUUUUGUCUGUGUACAUCUUGUGAAAAUGUCUUUGAUGUCAGAGAACAGAGUUUUUUUUAUAAAUCUAUAUUUGUACGAACAUGCUGUAUAAUUGUCAGAAUAUAAUUGUACAUAGUGUCAAUUCUGCCAUCGCCAUAUAUGAGACACAAAUUAAUAACAAAAGUAACAUCAGUUAUUUUUUAAGUACAGUGACCCUUUGAUACUGUUUUUGUACUCAGCAGAAUUCUGUAAAAUUAUUUCAGAGGAAAAAGGCUUUGUAUCUGUCAAUAUUGUGUGUCACAUUGUAUCACAUCUUACUUCAUUGUCAAAAACAACUUGGGUCUUGAUAUAUACAUUAGUUAAUCGUUUAGAGACGGGGAAUUUGUGAAGGUUUUCAGAGAUAUCGUAUAUAGUUAUGCCAAUACAUCAUGUACAUGCAGUUAAAUCAAAUUCUAAAAUACAGAUGUACAAUAUGUUGUAUACAUUGUAUAAUAAAUGAAAUAUUUUACUACAAUGUUUGUGUAAUACAAUGUACACAUAUGCUUUCAAUGACAGUCAUUACAAUAUACAUAUUGUAUAAAUGUAUUGAAAUUGAUUGAUACAAUAUAUUACACCAAAUUUAUAUUGUACUGUACAUAAAUACAAUAUAUUGUACUACACAUGCAGUCAAUAGAGACCAAUUUCAACACUUGUACAUUAAGUUGUUGGUAAAUACAAAACUAUAUCACAAUAUUAUGGUAUUGGUAAAAUACAUAUGCUAGACUGUAUUUCAUAGAAUCAUAAUUCCUCUGAAACGAUAAAACAUCAUCAUAAGGUAUAAUCAUUACAUUAUGAUAUUAACAUUGAAUGUUAUUUAGUGAUAAAUUCCUUUGUUGACUUGAAAAUACUUCAGUCAUUUCCUGAUACAGACUUUUCAGGAUACCCCAUAUGAACAAAUAGUAGUUUUAGUAACUGUUCAGUAUAUAAAUCAAAUUCAUUGAUUAUGGUUAUAUAUAGGAUUUAAUAGCAACCAUAAUAAAUACAAUCAUUUGCUUUUAUGCUGUAUAAAAAAAUUCUUUUUUUUUGGGUAUCAUAUCGAUUUGUAGAAUAUAAGGAAAAAAAGUAUCCGGGUAAUUCAGUAACUUACUUGUGUAGGUCUGUAAAACCUCUUCACGGAGUACCAACCACAGUGAUUAUGUCAAACAGAUAAACUGGUGUAACGUCCUAUCAUUACCACAACCUUUAUUGGUAUGGUACCAGUUUUCAGAGCAUUGUUCAUGAUCAUCUUUCUUGUAGCAUUGUGGUGCCCUCAUUAAGUUUUUAUACAUUUUAUUUUCAUUAUGAUAACUUUAUAUGUGAUUGCCUGGGUGUAUGUCCGUUUUUCCCAAUCUAUUAAGCCUUGUACCAAUUUGUUAGACUUGCACAAUGUUUUCUGUUGUUCCUACUGUGGCCCACUCAUGGCUCUUUACCCCUUGAUUCGUCCUUUAAACUCACACUAGGUAUUGGUGGAGGAAGCUAUCUAUGAACACAGUAAGCAUACUCAACUGUUAGUCUGUACAUACAGUUACCUCCCUUAGCCCUACUCCACAGGUUAGGGCACUUAAACGGUAUCUAAAUGUGGAUAUGUAGAUGUUAGUAAGGAAAUGUCAUCAACUUGGAAUUAAUGUGAUUUUUAUGAAAAACAAUUUUCGAUAUAGAAGAAAUGAAACAAGUGUCAGUUUUUGCUUUACUACCUGAAAUUAAUUCUGGAUUAAGUUUAGACUUACUAACCAGAAGAUACUAAUCUACAGGUAUUGCUGUGUUAGCAGAUAACCACACUGGUCACAAAAUAUAUUCUCACUGUUCACAUAGAGAGAAAAUCUAGGGUUGCCAGAGGCAGUAACAAAUUGUUGGAAUGCCAGCAAUGAAACGCAUAAAGACAGUGCAAUAAUCUGUAUGUUGGUAUAUUAAUGUAAAUCAUAUUUGUAACAUAGCAUUUGACAUAGUACUGUCUAUAGUACUAAGAUGGUCUUUGAUUUGACAUAGUUAAACCCACCUGUACAUUACGUAUUGACUUGCUCUCCGUCAAUCUAUACACCAGAUUCAUUUUACAUGUGGACAUAGUAAUUCUACAACUUUUGGUACUGAGGUCUGUUAGUACUGUAGUAAUUGUUUAUAAUGAAACUCUUUAUCACCACUUCUGAAUUAGAUUCAUCAUAUAUUGUAGCACAUUGCCCACUCAGUAUUGUUAUUAAUUGUAAUUAUGACUUAUCACUGAUACCAGUGUCGAGAAAUUUUAGGGACCGAUAAACAGUACAGCAAUUUCAAAAAUUGAAGUUUCCCGAUAUUUUUAGUCUAAAAUUAGGUAAAAAAAAAGGGGGGCAGGUCGGGUGAUUUUUCCUUCAAAAUAGAGAUAAUUGGCAAUUACAGUACAUUAAUAAUUGAUUUCCUAUCAAUGUAAUUUGAAGUUAUGGGUUAUCUUAAUCAAAAGGAUUCAAUAUAUUCACCAUUAGUUAAUUGGUCUUCACAUGAUGAGCAUGGCGACCUGCAAAUUUCAUUUUAUGGUAUCUAGAUAUUAUUUGUGAUUGUCAUAUUUUAUAUUUGCCAUUGUUAUUUUGCUUUUGUUUUGUUACAAGCAAGACCUAUGAUGUACUUAUUUAUUUGUACAUAAUAAAUGUCUUUCUAUAAAAGC
Molecule: messenger RNA, 6809 nt
Organism: Pecten maximus
Lineage: Eukaryota; Metazoa; Mollusca; Bivalvia; Pectinida; Pectinidae
Product: leptin receptor overlapping transcript-like 1
Exons: 4
Coding region: 732-1163 (143 amino acids)
Biological process (GO): late endosome to vacuole transport via multivesicular body sorting pathway
Cellular component (GO): endosome
Source: RefSeq, a predicted model, not a curated record